Molecule: messenger RNA, 476 nt
Organism: Paramecium sonneborni
Lineage: Eukaryota; Ciliophora; Oligohymenophorea; Peniculida; Parameciidae
Source: the annotation of a GenBank genome assembly
AUGGAUGAUGAAAUAUACAUAAAAUAGCCUUUGAAUGAUGAAUAGAAUGAUCAAUCAGAAAAGUUUAAGAAAAUAUUUUUAUUUUAUUAGAUAAUCCUAAUUUGUAUAAAAUGAUGAAUCAAUAGAACAUUUAGUAAAUUCCUUAAUCUAAAAUUAAUAACCUAAUGAGGAUGAUUAACUUAAGUAAUAAAUUGUUAAAAAGAGGAUUAAUGAUUAAAGGUAAUUCAUGAACUGUAUAAAUAAUGCAUUUUAGAUUCACUUUCUAAGAGGAUAAACGAAUCUUAGAGUUAGUUCAAUAGGUGGGACCAAAUUUUAAUAAGAUAGUGAAAUCAUUUCCUGGGAAAACAAUGAACAUGAUAAAAAAUAGAUAUUAUAAAAGAUUGCGCUACAUUAAAGAAGAUCUUCAAAAAGAUUAAGAAUAAAUCAAGAAACAAUCGAAACAUAAAAAAUAUAAUUGAAUUUUUAUCUUUUUAUAG